Messenger RNA from Prorocentrum cordatum, 1890 nucleotides. Lineage: Eukaryota; Dinophyceae; Prorocentrales; Prorocentraceae. The record is from the annotation of a GenBank genome assembly.
AGCGGGGCGCGCGCCCCGGCCGAGCGGCACGCGCCGGGGGGAGUCGGCCGCAGCCUCUACCCGCGCAGCCCCGCGGCGCCCCCGCGCCGCUCGCGGCAGCGGCCGGGCACGGCUGGGGCGGCCCACUCCCUUCGGGGCACUGCCCUCAACGAGAAUGAGGUCGCGCAGUUGCUCAAGAGGCUCGUGUCUCAGGGUUGGACCAUCGACAAGUGCGUGAAGGGCUUGCUGCAGGGAGCACGGCAUGGUCUCCGAGUGCUGGGUGAUCGCAAGCUCGAUUUGGAGGCGGUGCGCUGUGGCGUCGGCUUGUGGCUGGCCCAGCGCAAGGAGGACUCGAGCGUGCUGCGAGCUGUGCAGGAGGGCCUCGGCGACGAGGGCGCCAUCCUCAGCUGCGCCGCGCAGACGACGAGGUCGCGGGAGGCCGGCGGCGAGGCCCUGGCAGAGGGGCCCUGCCGCGAGUGGGCGCCCCGCGGGCGCCCCGCGUGCUGGACGCGCGUGCCCAGGUGCCGCCGCGUGGCCGCCCGCGGGCGCCUCGUGGCCGUGCCGUGGUUUCGCCGCGCUGCCGCCCGCCGGCGCUUCGUGGGCGCGCCGAAGCUCCGCCGCGCCGUCGCCCGCGAGCGCCCGUGGGAGCCUCCUGCGCGCUCGGUGUGUUUGGUUUGGUUCGUCGUUGUGCCUCCCGGCGCCCGCUUGGUGCCCGGCCGGUGCCCGGUCGGUGCCGGGGUCGUGGGCGCCUCCUGGCGAUGUCGCGUGGCACAGAAGUCCCACAGGGCUGUCCUCACGGUGUCCGUGCCGCCAGUGCCGCUGCCCGCACUGCCGGCCGCAAGGGAGGGGGUCGCCCCUGGCGCCGACGAGGCAGCAUGCGUGCCAGCGUCCACGGACGGCGGGCUCCUGCCAGGCGGCGGCGCGUCGCGGGCGGCGAUCUGUGGGCGGCUGGGGGCAACGCCCUUCCUGCCGCACACGCACGAGCUGUUCAUGCACGGGCGAGGGUACGACGGCCCGGUCAAGCCGCCGAAGGUUCUAUGGAAGAGCGCUAGUCCGCCCCGGCAGGAUCAUUCUUGCCCCGAGUGGCUCACGGCCACGGAGUUCGAGGACCUGCCCGACGUGGCAGACGCCAAGGCUGCCCAGCUGGCCCUGCUGCUCCUCUGCUCGAAGAAGACGGUGGCCUACACGGGCGCAGGCAUCUCUGCGUCGGUCGUGGGGCAGGCGGCACUGUCUGGGCAGAACAAGGUUGGCUGGGUGGGCAACCCGCGCGAGGCCCAGCCCACGCCCACCCACUACAUCUUGAGCUUCCUGGCGCGACAGGGCCUCCUGCACGGGUGGGUGCAGCAGAACCACGACGGGCUGCCACAGAAAGCUGGGUUCCCCCAGGAGAACAUCAACGAAAUCCACGGCAGUUGGUACGACCCCAGCAACCCGGUGGUGAAGUACAGCGGCUCCCUCCAUGACCGGUCGUUCGCUUGGAUGGAGGAUGACGCGAACACGGCCGAUCUUUGCCUGGUCCUGGGGACGAGUCUCGGCGGCCUCAACGCGGACCAGCUCCCUGUGAAGACGGCGCGGCGCUCCGUUGACGCGGUCUCCGACGAUUUGGCCGAGAAGGACCGACGGCGACGGCCUCGGCGAAUCCGAGCCCGCCGCAGGCGGCCGCGCGCUGGGGACCCGCUGCCGUGGCGUCGGCGGCGGGCUGGGCACGGUGAUCAUGAAUUUGCAGCAGACGGCCCAGGAUGGGAAGAUGACUCUCAGGAUGUUCGGGAAAUCCGACGACAUCCUCCGCAUGCUGCUCUUGAAGCUUGGCGUCAGCACGGAAGUCCAGCGCCCCCCCAGCUGGCCCAAAGAUUCCCGUGCCCUGGUGCCCUACGACGCAGAAGGUCGGCGCCUCCCCACGCCCGGCGGUAA